Sardina pilchardus (European sardine) is the source of this 3618-nucleotide messenger RNA. RefSeq names its product relaxin family peptide receptor 2a (gene rxfp2a). Gene Ontology annotation, biological process: adenylate cyclase-activating G protein-coupled receptor signaling pathway; hormone-mediated signaling pathway; activation of adenylate cyclase activity. The record is from RefSeq and is a predicted model, not a curated record. NCBI's taxonomy places the organism in Eukaryota, Metazoa, Chordata, Actinopteri, Clupeiformes, Clupeidae. Gene Ontology annotation, molecular function: G protein-coupled peptide receptor activity; protein binding. Bases 228 to 2558 code for a protein of 776 amino acids. Gene Ontology annotation, cellular component: plasma membrane. The transcript is spliced from 18 exons.
CUUUUGUUGUGUUCAACUCCAGCGGAGCAGGAAGACGGUCGGACCAGUCGGAUCAGUCAGAACAGAGCGAGGGAAAUAACUGCGUUUACUCUCAAAUUGUCCAUUUAUUUAAGUUGACAGUAAUGUUGGUGCGCCACGGGACUUGGUGAUCUCAAUUCCCUGAUUUUGGUGAUAGCCGAAAAGGAGCGUCCCCAGGCGCUCGUACUGGAGAAAAGCGCAUAACGACAAUGCGAUUCGUUAGACCUCCUUCAACAUUUUUGGAUGUAGUUUUUUCUACGCUAUUUACCCAGCUGCUUUUGACAGUAGUUAAAGCUGAAUCUGAAUCUACAGCGGCCAGUCGCUUGGCCGGUCAGAUGUGUCCCCUGGGGGAGUUCCCCUGCGGCAACCUGAGCGUGUGUCUGCCCCAGGUGCUCCAGUGUAAUGGACACAAAGACUGCCUGAACGGGGCCGACGAGGAGCUCUGCGGUGACAACAGUGGGUGGGCAGACAUUUUCGACCGCACAUUCAACAAAGUGGAACCACAGGACCUCCAUCAUAAUGACUGCUUUCUCCAGCACUACCCAGAUAGCUGUGACUGCACCAAAACAGAAGUAGAAUGUAUUGAUGUUAAUCUGCCUGCUGUGCCGAUGGUGUCACCCAACGUCACUUGGCUGUCUUUGAGGAGCAACGCCAUAAGAGAGCUGUCUGAUGAUAUCUUCUCCAAAUACUCCCAGCUUCAGAGACUGUUUCUUCAGAACAACAGGAUAGAGAACGUUUCAGGCCGAGCCUUCAGUGGACUGCACAAACUCAGAAAACUACUGCUCAGUCACAACUACAUCACCUCCCUGAGUGGCGGCGUGUUCGGCGACCUUCACCGGCUGCAAUGGCUAAUUUUGGAUCACAACCCUCUGCAGAGCAUAUCUGAGGACAUGUUCAUUGGCCUGAAGUCUUUGAUGUUCCUGUCCCUGGUGAACACGUCCCUCUGGCGGCUGCCUGACUCCAGCCUGUGCCACCACAUGGCGCCCCUCAGCUGGCUGGAUUUGGCUGAAAACCACCUGAAGACGAUCACGUCUGUCAACCUGAAGGACUGCAAAAAUCUCACAGCACUAACGUUACGGGAUAAUGAGAUCAAGAUGGUACAUGAAGAUGUCUUUCAGUCACUCCCAGAGUUAGAAGAACUGGACUUGUCCAGUAAUAGGAUUUCGGAGCUGUCCAACAUCACUUUUAAGAGUUUGAAUUCUCUUCUCAAGCUAAAUAUCUCCUACAAUCCACUGCUUCAUAUCCACGAAGGUCACUUUGAUCAUCUGAUUCAGCUUGAAUCCCUGGUUCUCUGUUUCCCAUUAUAUUGUUGUUCCUCGUUGUGGCAUCACUCCAUGUUUAGAAUCCUGGAGGGCAUUGAGAUUCCUGAUAUCCACACCAAGAUGUUCCUUCCCAUGAAAAAUCUGUCCCACAUAUACUUCAAAGAUUUCCAGUAUUGUUCCUAUGCCCCGCACGUGAGGUCCUGCAAGCCCAACACAGACGGGAUCUCCUCCUUUGAGAACCUGCUGGCCAACCUCAUCCUGCGGGUGUUCGUGUGGGUCAUCGCCUUCAUCACCUGCUUCGGAAACCUCUUUGUCAUCGGCAUGCGUUCCUUCAUACGGGCAGAGAACAACCUGCACGCUUCCUGCAUCAAAGUGCUGUGUUGUGCCGACUGCCUGAUGGGGGUGUACCUCUUCUUCAUCGGCGUGUACGACGUCAAGUUCCGCGGCGCGUACAACCGCAACGCGCUGCUGUGGAUGGAGAGCGUGGAGUGCCGCACCAUCGGCUUCCUGGCCAUGCUGUCCACCGAGGUGUCCGUGCUGCUGCUCACCUACCUGACGCUGGAGAAGUUCCUGGUCAUCGUCUUCCCCUUCAGCCACAUGCGGCCGGGCAAGCGGCAGACGGGCCUGGUGCUGGUCUCCAUCUGGCUGCUGGGCUUCGCCAUCGCGGCGGUGCCGCUGCUCAACGAGGAGCUGUUUGGGAACUACUACGGGCGCAACGGGGUGUGCUUCCCGUUGCACUCCGACAGGCUGGAGAAGCCGACUGCCAGGGGGUACUCGACGGGGAUAUUCUUGGGGCUGAACCUGCUAGCCUUUCUCAUCAUCGUGAUGUCUUACUCCAGCAUGUUCUACUCCAUCUACCAGACGGGCCUCAACACCACGGACCUGCGCAGCCGCCUGCACAGAGACGUGGCCGUGGCCAACCGCUUCUUCUUCAUCGUGUUCUCUGACGCCCUCUGCUGGAUCCCCAUCUUCCUGGUCAAGGUGCUCUCCCUGUUGGAGGUGGAGAUACCAGGCACCAUCAACUCCUGGAUGGUGAUCUUCGUGCUUCCCAUCAACAGCGCCCUCAACCCCAUCCUGUACACACUGACCACCAGCUUCUUCCGUGAGCAGGUGGAGCUGCUGCUGUGCCGCUGGCAGCGCCAGUCGGUCCUCAAGAAGGACCGCAAGAGUCUGACCAGCUCCACCAUCUACAUGGAGACCUCUCGCCAGACCUACUACCCGCCCAAGAGCUACCUACCCCAUCAGUCCCUCGCAGACACAGAUGCCCGAUACAACUGACUUUACGGGAGGAUGAAGGAGGAGGGAGGAGUGUUGCCAGUUGCCCCUGUCGUUGCUGUAUUCAUUUGACAUGGCUUACCUGUGAUGGUGUUUUUAAUAUGCUCUCUGGGGGGGCAAAGGACCUUAUAGCCAAUCAGCUGAAGUAUUCAUGUCUCGUGUCGUCUCUGGAGUUCACCCGCCAGUUGAUCAUUGACUUUUAAAGUAUGACCACGACUUCCAUUGUGGGAGUUACACUUUGCAAUGUUGAAUUGCAGGGGAAAAAAAAGUUCAUCAUGCACUGUACUUUAUGAUUGUGGUAGCAGGGGCUUUGGUGAAUACCAUUGCUCCACAUGAAAAAAAGAGGCUCAAACAUGAUCUGAAUGGAACACACAGAGAGUGUUACCUUUUCAGGUUUUUCUUGAAGGCCCUGAUUGACCUAAAAGUUUCACAUUAAAACCAUGGCAAAUAUAAGGUUCAUAUUAUAUUGAAAAUGACAUACAAAGUAGCCUAGGCUAUAACAUAAUGUUUUAUGAAUUUACAAGAGUAAUAUUGCUCAUUUAGUGAUACAGCACUAUUCAUUCGUAGAAAAUAAGCUCAGGCAUUUAUUCCAGGUGAUCAUGUCUGCGUGGUUUUGAGCAAACUCAAGUAAAUCAGGGCCUUUCAUGAAUGUUAUGUUCGUCCUAUGGAUGUUCCCGUUGCACAUUUUAUUUGUGAGUUUACAUUUGUAUCAUUGGUAUUUAUUAGAAGCAUUAUUAUGUCUGUGUUUUCAAGUAAUUAUACCUGCAAAAAAACAAACAAACAAAAAAACAGAAACAAGAUCCAGUGAUUCUAUGUUUUCAUAAGAUGAAUUGACAACAUGUCUGUAAAGUCAUGUUCUCUGCUGAUCACUUCAAUGUCUGCAAUGUACAGAAACGCUCUCAUCAGUCAUGAUGGGAAAUGCCAAGGACACACAUGUAGCAUGCAUGCAGAAGCCAGAUUCAUCAGCUAAUUGUACUCAUCUGCAUGCUAGUGUUUGUAAACAAAUCUGUUACAGAUAAAAUAAAAAAAAAAACAUGUUGAAAGGCUUAAGCCCUUGACCCUA